This is a messenger RNA of Phalacrocorax carbo (great cormorant), 8034 nucleotides long. Lineage: Eukaryota; Metazoa; Chordata; Aves; Suliformes; Phalacrocoracidae. The record is from RefSeq and is a predicted model, not a curated record.
UGUUGCUGUGGCAGCAAUGAACUCGGUGUGGCUGCUAAGACCACUUGAGACGCUUCCUCCAUGCCCAGCAGUGGCCCUGUAGCGAGCUCCCCGGCCCGCAGCCCCGCAGUUGUUCCCUGAGCAGCUGCACUGCGCUUCUGGUGUGUCCUCGCAUCUUCUGGUACGUCCAUGUCUGCAGUUCCUGAAGAAGUGAAAAGCCUGGCCGUCUUUUGUGACCCUUGGCUUUCCACCGUUCCUGCUAAGGACGACAGGAGCUGGGGGGCUUUGAACGCUUCUGAAAAGUUUCCCCCAGCACUUUGUCAUGUGCAAAGCUUGUGACGAUGCCUGGUGUUUUCUUCUUGAACUGCUUCCCUGGGCUAGUGCUUCUAACCACAGACUGGUUUCCCACUUCAUCUGAAGCAUGUGUGAAAGUGGAUGACUUAACAUGUGCCGUAUUAAAUGCAGAGAUUGGAAAACAAGGCCUGUUUAAAACAAGGAAAAACAACAGAUGCCUUCUUGAAGUAUCACAGAAAAUUGCUUUUUGGACAAACAAGGGGACCUUCAAAAAGCUCAGCUGGGCUUGGCAGUGAGAACAGCUGUAAGAGCUGGGGAUGGCCAGCCCCAGCAUCUGAUGAAUGCUGGAACUGGGGGAGCCACGUGAGCUCUGGGGCUGCUGGGCUGCCCAGUGCCCCUCUGGGGGAAGGUGGCCCAUGCUGCACCCAGCUGUAGCUCGAGUCUCUCAGUUGCAGGUAGCUUGGCUUCCUCCCCUCUCCCCCCCCUUCCUCCAACUGGUCUUCCAGCGAACAUCUGGAAACUCAGACUUCACAUUGUGAGGUUAAAAGAGGACUGCAAGAGGAAUGAUGGGAGGUGCUGAGGACUUGAGGCGUUGACAAAGGCAGUCAGUUUGGUACAGGAUUGGUGGGAGGUAGAGUCCUGUGGGCAGACCAAGAGGAAAGGGGAUGAGAGCAGACAGUGGAGACUGCUUGGGAACUAAAAGGCUGGUAGGGUGAAUGCUGGGGCUUCUUGAAAUUGUAGUCAGGCUUGGAAGAGGGAUCAGGCAGACAGGUGUCUAAACAGCCUGUAAGUAAAGGCAGGCUGCCCUGGAGCUAUGGAAAUGGAGUAAAAUCUCUUGCUCUGCCCUGCUUUCAGAGCUUCUCCACUCACCUGGGUAACUGCUGCCUGUGCAGGACUGGGCCUGGAGUUCAGGAGUGACUUCUAGCAUACAGGUUUUUACGUAGUAGGUCUGCUUCUGUCUGUGUUCUGUUUCAGCAAGAGGAUUUAGAGUUGUUCACCCUUCUGGGUCUACCCAGGGUUGAAACAUCUGGCUGUUUUUGUUUGUUCUCUGCUGGUGGUUUGGCAGCUGUGCCAAACAAGUGCCAGGCAGCCGCCGGUGUCAGCGUGGGCAUUGCACAGCCCCCUAAUGCUGCUCCGUGGUGCUCUGUGGGGCACUUCUCUGCAGUAUCCUCUGCGUGUACUGUGGACAUAACGCCUUGUACACGCUUCCUAAGGCCAGGGAGGGUGGAGAUCAGCUAAGGCUGGAGGUAAACUCUUGAGACUGUAAGUGCAUCACAGUGCAGCACCUGUAGCAAACUUAGGAAGACGAGCAUUUGGCCUGGACUUUGCUGGUGUUGACCCCCAUGAUAAUCUGGAAAGCUUUAGCCACCUGAUAAUAGCACUCUGUUAAUGCACAUGUAGAAAUUGGUUGUCCGAUGUUGUGGUUUUGAGCUGAGAUCUUUCCUUUUUACCCUCAAAUCAAAGGUGAAUCUCUUGGGUGCCUUUUGCCGUGGGCUUGGAUUGCAAGUCCCAAAGUUGGGUUACUUUUAUCUGUGUGUUCAGACCAACGUUGUUCAUGUGGGCAUAGCUGCUAUAAAGGGCCAAGUUAAAUGUGGAAAUGAUUAAGGCUCUAAGAUAGUAGCGUGCCAGCAUCUGCACUGCAUGCCGCUGUUAAUCCCAAGAGCCCGAAAGGAACAUGAAGACCCAAGGCACAAUACAGGAGAUCUGCCUGGUUAAACAGAUGUGGGCCCAGAAAGGAAUAACAUGCUUAAGUACCCGGCACCUGCAAAGAAAUGGCGAACUCUGUCUACUUGGUUAUGGAGUACUGUAACGGUGGUGACCUGGCAGACUAUCUUCACACUAUGCGGACACUUAGUGAAGACACCAUCAGGCUCUUUCUCCAGCAGAUAGCAGGUGCUAUGAAAAUGCUGCACAGCAAAGGCAUCAUCCAUCGGGACCUGAAACCGCAGAAUAUCCUCCUUUCCUACGCUGGAGGCAGGAAAUCAAAUCCCAACAACAUUCGCAUAAAGAUUGCUGACUUUGGGUUUGCCCGAUAUCUGCAGAAUAACAUGAUGGCAGCAACACUGUGUGGUUCGCCAAUGUACAUGGCACCAGAAGUCAUUAUGUCUCAACACUACGAUGCCAAAGCUGACCUCUGGAGUAUAGGAACCAUCAUUUAUCAGUGUUUAACAGGAAAGGCUCCUUUUCAGGCCAGCAGCCCGCAGGAUCUUCGUCUCUUCUAUGAGAAAAACAAGAUGCUGAUGCCAAACAUCCCCAGGGAGACGUCAAGCCACCUGAGGCAGCUGCUGCUGGGCCUUUUGCAGCGUAAUCAUAAGGACCGCAUGGACUUUGAUGAAUUUUUCCAUCACCCUUUCCUGGAUGCAAGUGCCUCUAUGAAAAAAUCUGCUUCUGUGCCAAUGCCUUCUUAUCCCAGUUCAGGCUCUGGUAGUUCCUCCAGCAGCUCUUCUACUUCCCACCUGGCAUCACCUCCCCAGUCCCUUGGAGAGAUGCAGCAGCAGCUGCAGGAGAAGGCGCUGGCAUCUCCUACCCAGGAUUCCCCCGGCUUUCUGCAUGGAUCUAAGGACUCUGCUGGAAGCAGCAGUAAGAAUUCGUCCUGUGACACAGAUGACUUCGUUAUGGUCCCAGCACAGUUCUCAAGUGAUCUGACUGCUGAGGCUGCAGGAGGGAAACCAAUCCAAGACAGCCUGAUGUACAGCGGGAGUUCUCUGGUGACUUCAGCAGGCUUGGAAAGCCAGGGAAGGACACCAUCUCCUUCACCCCCAUACAGCAGUUCUCCUAGCCCGUCCAGCCGGCCAGGUCAGUUUUCUAGCAGCAAGUACGGACACUCCGUGCCCAUUCCGGUCCCAACGCAAAUUCACAACUACCGGCGGAUCGAGCAGAACCUGCAGUCUCCCAAUCAAUACGCCUCUCCGCGGUCUGGUACGGUCCGGAGGUCCAGCAGUACAAGUCCUCUUGGUUUUCCUAAAACUGGUGCUUCCCCUCCUUAUCUUGGAGAGCAUGGACCUGUGCCCAGCUCUAGAAAGCUCUCCUUCGGCGGUGCCAAGCCGUUUAUGCCAUCACCACAAGUUGGAACAAUCCCAGAGCAGCCCAGCCAGACUGUUAUCCCCUCUUCUCUUGGAGCAGAAGUGAGAAGCCGGAUUCCUGUCGCCGGUUCCUCGGCGCCCGAACACUCUCCUCGAGGGAUGGGCUCCCGGCUCCACAGCGCUCCCAACCUGUCAGAUUUGCAUUCCUGCAGGCAGAAGAUAACCAAGCAACACUCUGAUCCUUUCGUUGCUCACUUCGGUCAUACCCCAGUCAGCCAGCCUCUGCAGAUUCACGGCUUGCAGCACUGCCGGCAGCUCAGAUCCUCACCGAAGCUGUCCGAGUUCAUGCAGAGGAGCCCUUUGCCAACUAUAAUGGGCUCCCCUACAAAGGCUGUGUCCCCAUUUGAGUUCCCCAAAACCCCAAGCUCCCAGAAUCUUCUCACCCUCUUGGCCCAUCAGGGAGUCAUGAUGACUCCGACACGCAACAAGACCUUGCCAGAUCUGAAGGAGAUGGGUCAUUUUCACUGCCAGCAAACUGGCUUGGGAUUGAGGCCUGUGGAAGAGAUCAAGGGCAGAUCUCUGAGCACGGGCAGGCUCACUGACCUGCUUCUGAAGGCAGCCUUUGGGGCACAGAUCUCGGAAGCUGGCAGCAACGACAGCCUGAACAACGAGAAGCCGAUGGAAAUUGCAGCUCCCUCAGGUGCUUACGGAGGGACCCUGCACUCUGGUGCCCGGGCUGGGGGCUCUGCCAGCCCAUCCCCAGUGAUUUUUACUGUCGGAUCCCCUCCCAGUGGAACAACCCCCCCACAGACCACGAGGACCAGGAUGUUUUCAGUGGGGUCUUCCAGCUCUCUCAGUUCUGGAGGCUCGUUCACCGGCAGGCACUUGGCAGUGGGAACCGGUGGGGAUGCUGCGGAAGGUCCCUCAAGUCUCCGGUACGCUUUUGCUGAUCCGAUCACCGCCAACCUGGAAGGUGCUGUUACGUUUGAGGCACCAGAGUUGCCCGAAGAGACGCUCAUGGAGCAAGAGCACACUGACAUCCUGCGCAGCCUCCGCUUCACGCUGGCCUUUGUCCACUACGUGAUGGAAAUCGCCGCCCUUAAAGGCAGCUCCAGCGAGAUGAGCAGUUCGGUGACAUCAGAGUACCAGCUCCAGGAGAGCGUGGUGGCCGACCAGAUCAGCCUCCUCAGCCGGGAGUGGAGCUACGCCGAGCAGCUCGUGCUGUAUCUGAAAGUAGCAGAGCUUCUGUCCUCGGGGCUGCAGAUGGCCAUAGAGCAGAUCAAAGCUGGCAAGCUGUGCCUCUCCUCCACCGUCAAGCAAGUUGUGAAGAAGCUGAAUGAGCUUUAUAAAUCCAGUGUGUCAUCCUGCCACUGCCUCAACAUGAGACUCCAGAGGUUCUUCUUGGACAAACAGAAACUCAUGGAUCGGAUCAACAGCAUCACGGCGGAGAAGCUCAUCUUCAGCUAUGCUGUGCAAAUGGUGCAGUCUGCGGCCCUGGAUGAGAUGUUCCACCACAGAGAGGACUGCGCACAGAGGUACCACAAGGCUCUGCUGCUGAUGGAGGGGCUCCUGAACAUCAUCACUGAACAGGGGGACAUAGAAAACAUCAAUAAAUGUAAACUGUGCAUCGAGCGCAGGCUGUCAGCUCUGCUGUCCGGGUUCUGCGCCUGAUUUCAGUGUCGUCGUUCCUCACGCGCCUCGCCCCGGCUGAUCGCUCUGUUUCCAGCGGCCUGCUGCUGUGGUGGGAAACGAUUUUGGCAGUAGGAAACCUGGAGGAUGAACUGCUCAAUGUUUUGUGUUUUGGGAAAUUAUUCCACAGACUCGGAUUCCUUCGCGGGGAUGUGUGACUGCAGCAAGCACAAAUACUUCCCUGCCCAAAGGCCUGGGCAAAGACGUAGCCGAUGUGGAAAGGUUUUCCUCGUUGGCAGAGGGAAUGAAGGAUAGAAGUCUGCUUCCUCCCAGCACUUUGAAGGAUAAGACUGCUGCCUACCCCUCUCGCUUAAGAACAGGGUAUUCCAGUGCUGUGUCCAUUGCAGGCGAUGGAUGUGCUGAAACUGCUGGCUUCAGUUCACGUUGGGGGGUGUCACUCAGAAAUCAAGGCCAGUUUGUGUACUUGUCCCUACCCAGCUGAGAGCCAGGCGUCUUCAAGCGUCCUGGCAGCCCCAGGCUCCCCUCCUUUCUCCCCUGUGUCCCUCCUCAGAGGUGUUUAUGCCUUGGAGUCCUUGCUGACUGGCAGAGAGGAGGGAGGUGGCUCCCUUUUCCCUGAGCGUUGCUGAAGCAGGUCCCACCUCCGACAGGCUUACGGAGCGAGGCGGGGGACGCGCUGCGCUGGGGAGGCUUGUCCCUCCCGUGGCUGCCACGCGGGCUGCCUCUCGCCUCGACGGGGAAGAGACCCCGCGCGGGAAACGGGAGGACGACAGAAAGCGUGACGCUCCUGUGUUUUAAGAAGCCAAAACGAAUCCGUUCCUCCCUUGAUCCCCAAGCUCAGCGGGAUCAACGUGAAAGGCUCCUGGCCGUUUGGCUCAGCCUCGUCAGUACAUAUCUACCCGGAGGAAGCACUAGCGCUGUCCUGCUUCCAGCUGUUGGCUCGAUCCCCCCCCGCCCCGGCGCCCUCAGCCCACCCCCGAACCGAAAACACUAGCUUUGUGAAUCAAAGGAGCACUUUACACACUAUGGGAACUUUGAGAAGUUGACUUUGCAUCACACGACAACCCAGGAACGUCGCGACUGUUAGGAAUGCUGUUCCUUUUAUUCCUUUCCUUGCUUCCUGGUUGUUUUAUUGCACUACGUGUGUGCGUAUAUUAAUAUGUAUUCCUAAGGGUGAAUAUAUAUUGAUAUAUAUAUAUGGUUUGUGUGUAACUGUACGUAUUUAACUGUACUGUAUCUUGUGAGUGUGAGGCAAAAAGCACUGCAGAGUCUGUCCUGUUCCUCCUCACACCAGGCAAAGCUGACUUGCAGUCUGGCAGUACCACGAUGUGUUUUGGUUUAGGUUUGUUUGGGUUUUUUUUCAUCUAUUUAAAUGUUCUUCUAAGGACAGUCAGUAUAAAGCUCCGUGCUUAAGAGCUCAAGAACAGGCAGUAAGAUCCUACACACUUACAAUUGGAAAUGCAUUUUUAUAAGUUUUAUUUGCUGCUUUGUUGUUGUUUUUUUUUUUUAUAAAGAAAUCUUGUAGAGUUGAGUUUUACGUUCAGCAUUUCUUUUAAGGAGGCUCUGUAGCCAAAUGAGACUGCGGGUGCGAGUGGCUCGAGUUCUGCUUGAGGCUUCGGAUGCUGUGAGCACGUGCGUGAGAGGAGAGCUGGCUGCCUUUCCGUCUGUCUGAGUGCGCGUGUGAGUCUUAAUUUAUCGGAGUCGUGGCAGUAUUUUGUUAGCGCUGGGCAGAAAAGUAUCUUCAAAAGCAACUCGAAACCUCAGGCUUUGUUUUUGGGGAUCUAAAAUUACUUUGCACAUGGUGGUUAAGUCCUUAUUGCUUUUUUUUUUUCUCUCACUAUUGGCACGUUCAGUGUGAUACUUUACAAGGGUUUCAGGAGCAACUUAAUUGAGUUUGGAGCCGGCAUCAUCUUGGCCAACGUGGGCGUUUCUGGUCACACGGCAGAGACGCCAAUAAAGAAAUUGAAAAAUAUUCAGGAUAGCCCCGACCAGGGAAGUUUAACGGUAGCUUUCACAAACGCUUCGGUCUUGGGCCGCUGUUACGUCGCGCGUUCACAGCCUGCUGCUUCUGUGGCCGUUUGUGCUUGUGCCUGGGGGGGGGGGGGGGGGGAAGUAAACAAAAACGACAAAACCAACCAACCGACCCCCGCCAGCCUGUGGGCAGAGGUGCCGAGGAGACCCAGACUGCUUCCGAGAGGGUGGUACCAGUUCUGCAAAGGGCUACGCUGCCGGCGGGCGCGCUCGGCCCGCGCUGACUCCGCACCCCGCUGCCCCGGGCACCCCGCGCCUCCGGGGACGGGCCGCAGCCUUGGCGAUCCCUGCGUGCGGCGAGCUCAGCGCUGACCUUCCAGCUGUACUUAAUUACUUGAAUGUAUCAAAAUUGUCCACAUUCAAUGUAUACAAGUGUAUAUUGCUCCAAAAAAUCGUGGUUUACAGACCUACAACCAAUAUAUCUGUAUGUGUUUGUGUAUAUACAAACGAGGAUGUGUGUGUGCGUAUAUAGAUACACACACAGACACAAACGUGUAUAUAUGUUUUCUCUCAAUACUUGAAACUUAGCCACUGUGCUUGAAGUAAAAAAAAAAAAACCACAAAAAACAAAACCCACCCCAAAAAUGGGGGGAAAAAAAAAGAAAAAAUCGGACAGCUGAUUUAUUUUGCCAUCACUUUGGUGACUUUCUUUUUUAUCUAACUGCAUGUAGCGUGAAACCAACUUUUUUGGUGGAAAAAUAUUUAUUGCUUUGUAGACAAUAAGGUAUGCAAGAAAAAAAAAAAAAAGAAAAAAGAGAAAACACCCCAAAAACCAGCCCCCGCCGUUGGUGAAGUUGCUAGUGUUGUCCGCCUGCUAUCGUCAUGGCUUUGUUCCUGUUGCAGCGUUUGUGUCUGGCGUCUUUACUUAGAUUUCAAGAAACCUCAGUCUAAUAAACACGUAUCUUCAGGUUUGUGAGAGCGUAUGAUGGAUGUUCUUUAUAAGGUAAUGCUUGAGACUUUGUCAACAUUUUUUUAUUUGUGUUUUCGUGUGACUUUUUUGGGGGGGGCUUUAAAUUGUACAACAUCAAUUUAAGAAAAUAAAAUCGAUUUGAAAUUGUUA